This is a messenger RNA of Fusarium proliferatum ET1, 648 nucleotides long. RefSeq lists its product as uncharacterized. The coding region runs from base 1 to 648 and encodes 215 amino acids. The transcript has 3 exons. NCBI's taxonomy places the organism in Eukaryota, Fungi, Ascomycota, Sordariomycetes, Hypocreales, Nectriaceae. The record is from RefSeq and is a predicted model, not a curated record.
AUGUGUACCGACCUGUUCCUCUUUAUCCAACCUAUUCCUGCCAUGUGGAGGUUGCAUCUUCCUGUGGCAAAGAGGCUGGGCUUGAUUGCCAUGUUAUCCCUUGAUUUAUUGGUUUGCGCCACUUCGAUUAUUCGCAUCAAUUUUGUCACUCGAAUUGGAGCUGAUGCUACUUAUGAAUUUGCCGAUCCCAUGAUAUGGUCCCAAGUUGAGUUGGCCUCUCUCGUCAUAUGUUCCACAAUCCCGUGUCUUCGCCAGGUCAUUCAAAAGGUCCCAUGGCUCAACCAUGCCUUGGGACUCUCGAGUGGCCGAAGAAGUUCGAAUAACUACUAUGGAUGGAGCGGCUCCAAGAAGACAGGAGGAUCUAUCCCGCUCAGAAGCUACAACCAGAACCAUAAGGAUGGCUACCUACCGAGCAAGUCAAAAGGCAACACCAAGUAUGGAUUGACAAGUCACGCUAUUGGCGGCGCACAUACCAAGAAUGAUCGCACGGAGGAAAUUUUCCCACACAAUACCGACGGCAAUGGUGCUAUUUUGGUUGCUCAUGAGAUGACUCAAGAUGUCGAGUCACAUAAUUCCUCAUCAGCACCUUCGAUAACACAUGUCGAUGACUGCGAAGGGGACAUCGAAAGCGGACCGGGCUAUCGAUAG